This is a messenger RNA of Rangifer tarandus platyrhynchus (Svalbard reindeer), 3327 nucleotides long. NCBI's taxonomy places the organism in Eukaryota, Metazoa, Chordata, Mammalia, Artiodactyla, Cervidae. The record is from the annotation of a GenBank genome assembly.
AUGGAACGCUCCCGGGAGGCCGAGGCGGAGCUGAGAGGGGGCCGCAGCCCACCCAGGGCCAGCCGGAGCCCGGAGGUGGACGGGGACAGGGCGCUGAGCCACAGCUGCUGUAUCUGCGGCAAGACCUUCCCCUUCCAGAGCUCGCUGUCCCAGCACAUGCGCAAGCACACGGGCGAGAAGCCCUACAAGUGCCCCUACUGCGACCACCGCGCUGCGCAGAAGGGCAACCUCAAGAUCCACAUCCGCGGGCACCGCGCGGGUACGCUGACCCAGGGCCGCGAGCCGGAGGCGGCUGAGACGCGCGUGUCCGAGGGGCUCGGCGGCUGCACCAGCCCUACCAAGAGCACCUCGGCCUGCAACCGCAUCCUGAACGGCGCCACGCAGGCGGACACCGGCAAGAUCCUGCUGCGCAGCACGCGGAAGGAGGCGGAGGGCGCAGCGGCGGGGCAGUGCGCCUUCUGCAAGAGCAGGUUCGAGCGUAAGAAGGACCUGGCGCAGCACGUGCAGCAGGCGCACAAGCCCUUCACGUGCCGCCUGUGCAGCUACGCCACCCUGCGCGAGGAGGCCCUGCUCAGUCACGUCGAGAAGGACCACAUUGCGGCGCAGGGGCCGCGCGGCAACGCCUUCGCCGAGAACGGCAAGCCGGAGCUACCGGCCGGCGAGUUCCCCUGCGAGGUGUGCGGCCAGGCCUUCAGCCAGACCUGGUUCCUGAAGGCGCACAUGAAGAAACACAGGGGCUCCUUCGACCACGGCUGCCACAUCUGCGGCCGGAGAUUCAAGGAGCCGUGGUUCCUGAAAAACCACAUGAAGGCGCAUGGCCCGAAGGCGGGGAGCAAAAACAGGCCCCGGAGCGAGCUGGAGCCCGUGGCCACCAUCAACGACGUGGUGCAGGAAGAGGUGAUUGUGGCCGGCCUGAGCCUCUACGAAGUCUGCACCAAGUGUGGGAACCUGUUUACGAACCUGGACAGCUUGAACGCGCACAACGCCAUCCACCGCAGUGUGGAGGCCGGCUGCCCGCGGGCCGCCGUCGGGGAGGGCUCAGCGCCCGGCCCCGCCGACUCCCAGCAGCUCUUCCUUCAGUGCCUGAAUCUGCGCCCGGCGGCCGGCGCACCCGCCCGCGGGCUGACCGGGCGGCGCGUGGCUGAGCUGGACCCGGUCAACAGCUACCAGGCCUGGCAGCUGGCCACCCGGGGCAAGGUGGCCGAGCCGGCCGAGUACCUCAAGUACGCGGCGUGGGACGAGGCGCUGGCCGGUGAUGUGGCCUUCGACAAGGAGCGACGCGAGUUCAUCCUGGUGAGCCAGGAGAAGCGCAAGCGCGAGCCCGAGCCGGGUGCACAGGGCCCCCCGCGCAAGAGGGCGGGCGCGCCCGGGGACCCCGCGCCGGGGCCCGCGGACCCCCGGCCCGCCGCGCGCCCCAGCCGCCGCGCCGCCGUCCCCGCCAGCCACGGCAAGUCGUCCGAGUGCUUCGAGUGCGGCAAGAUCUUCCGCACGUACCACCAGAUGGUGCUGCACUCGCGGGUGCAUCGCCGGGCGCGCCGCGACCGAGAGCGUGACGGCCCCGGCGACCGCGCACCGCGCGCCCGCUGCGGCUCCCUCAGCGAGGGUGACUCGGUCUCGCAGCCCAGCAGCCCCGGGUCGGGCUGCGCCGCCGCCGACUCCCCGGGCUCGGGCCUCGCCGAUGAGGCUGCCGAUGAGAGCGGAGAGGAGGCCCCAGCCCAUCCCGCAGCAGGGGCAAAGCCACACCGUUGCUGCUUCCCUGAAGACGUCUCCUUGACCAUGCUCUCCAACGGAGACCAAAGUCACACGCUGGGACACAGCCCGUCAGGAAGAGCGGCCGGGGAGCCCGGUGCGGGGAUCGCGGCCUGCGUGUCCGUACUUGAAAGCAGCAGCAGGGAUGCGCCCAGGAGACCCGAGCCGCCUCGGUGUUCUGUGGACUUGAAGACGCCGGCGUGUGGCCCCCAGCAGGAGGGCCCGAGCCCCAGGGACGCGGCUGACCUCCCUCCACGCCAGGCCCCGGCAGCGGGUCUGCAGCCGCCCUCCGAGAGCCAAGCCGCCCACCCCCGGGAGAGGCCGCCGGAUUUGCACACCAAGGAGCACCCCGUGGUGGGGAAGCGGGCGCCGGCCCCAGACCUGGUCCCACUGGACCUGAGCGAGCGGUCCUCGCGGGACGACCCUGGCCGCCGGGAGCCGGCCUCCUCUCUGCAAGCGGCGCUGGCCGUGCACCCAUGUCCCUACUGCAGCCACAAGACCUACUACCCCGAGGUGCUCUGGAUGCACAAGCGCGUCUGGCACCGGGUCAGCGGCCAGGCCGUGGCCCCGCAGUGGACUCAGCCCAACGGCUACAAGAGCAUCAGGAGCAACCUGGUGUUCCUGGCCCGGAGCGGACGCACGGGCCCCCCGCCUGCCCUUGGGGGCAAGGAGUGCCAGCCUCUGCCCAUCUCCAGGUUCACCCGGACCCAGGUGCCGGGCGGGGCGCUGGGCCCCAAAGGCAGCCCCUCGCCCCUGGGGGCGCCCACGAAAGCCGCCGGCCUGCCCCGGAGCAAGGAGGGCCACUCCGGGGCGCCCUGCGUGCUCUGGACGGCCGGCCCCGACGGGCCCCGGCAGACCCGGCCUGGCCCCGGCCCCGAGCAGCCUCAGCCCAAGCCCAAGCAGGAGGCCGGCCCCAGACCCGGGCCCGCGGGGGGCAGCGGGGGCUUCAGCAGAAGCGCCACCCCCACGCCCACCGUCAUCACCCGGGCGGGCCCCCAGCCCCCAACCAGCGGCAGGCAGGGGGCGGGCCUCGGGCCCCCAAAUAAGCACAGUGCCCCGGACCCCCCCAAAGCCAAAUUCAGCCCUCAGCCUCAGGGCCAGCUGCACGGGAAAGGCGACGGGGGCGCCCCUCUACCUCCCCGGGAGCCCCCCUCCAAGGCCGGCUCCAGAGGGCCCGUGGCCCCUCAGGGCCUGCCCGCCCCGCACCCCGUCAAGCAGGAUCCUGCGUCCGAGGGCCCCGAGAAGCGCCUGGACCUCCUCAGCAUCUUCAAGACGCACAUCCCGAAGGACCUGGCUUCUCUCUACCAGAGCUGGGGCGCCAGCGGCCCUGUGCUCGAGCACAGAGGGACGCUCCGGACGCAGGCCCACCAGGGAGACUUCAUCUGCGUGGAGUGUGGGAAGAGCUUCCACCAGCCCAGCCACCUGCGGGCGCACAUGCGGGCUCACACAGUGCUGUUCGAGUCUAACGGCCUCCGAGGUGCUGACGCCCGCGCCACCUCUGCAGACGCCCCCAAACAAGGGAGAGACCAUUCUAACGCAGAUGCUGUCCACACAGUGCCUCUCAGAAAGGGAACCUAG